CCCUUCCCUUCCGGGGCACUGCGCCCGGCCUGCGCGGCGCGGCCUGAGGGCAGCGGCCGUGGCGGGCUAGGCUGAGCUUGGCUGGGCCGGGCUGGGCUGAGCUGCUGCCAGCGGCAUGGCCCUCGCCGGCAGGGCGGCUCUGCGCUGGCGGGCUCGGCUGCCGAGCCCCUGGCACGCCGCCGCCCCGCUCUGCCGGCCGGCCUGGCUGCCCGCGGCCUGCGAGCGGCCCCUCAGCUCCCGCGGCAAGGACAAAGUAGAUAUGUCGGCGUAUCCUGUUGAAAGAAUUAGAAACUUCAGUAUUAUAGCUCAUGUAGAUCAUGGCAAAAGUACACUAGCAGACAGAUUGCUGGAAAUUACAGGAACAAUUUCUAAAACUGACCAUAAUAAACAAGUUCUGGAUAAACUGCAAGUAGAACGAGAAAGAGGAAUUACAGUUAAAGCUCAAUCUGCAUCUCUCUUUUACAAUCAUGAAGGCAUAAACUACCUCUUAAAUCUCAUUGACACACCUGGCCAUGUAGAUUUCAGCUAUGAAGUAUCACGGUCACUAUCUGCCUGUCAAGGUGUCAUACUUGUAGUGGAUGCAAAUGAGGGUAUUCAGGCUCAGACAGUGGCAAACUUCUAUCUCGCCUUUGAAGCACAGCUUUCAAUAAUUCCUGUCAUAAAUAAGAUUGACUUGAAAAAUGCAGACCCUGAAAGAGUUGAAAAACAAAUUGAGAAACUGUUUGAUAUCCCUACAGAUGAAUGUAUAAGGAUUUCUGCUAAACAAGGAACAAAUGUUGAAAAAGUUCUUCAAAAGGUCAUUGAGAAGGUCCCGCCACCCCAGUGUAAUACUGCUGAUCCAUUGAAAGCCUUAGUAUUUGACUCUACCUUUGACCACUAUCGAGGUGUCAUAGCUAACAUUGCGCUCUUUGGUGGGGAGAUUGCAAAAGGACAGAAAGUCAUGUCUGCACACACAAAGAAAAGAUAUGAAGUUCAUGAAGUCGGAAUUCUGACUCCAAAUGAACAGCCAACACAUAAGCUCUAUGCAGGACAGGUGGGGUACCUGAUUGCUGGAAUGAAAGAAGUAACGGAAGCCCAAAUAGGAGACACACUGUUUUUGUAUAAACAGCCAGUGGAGCCUUUGCCUGGCUUUAAGUCAGCGAAGCCAAUGGUUUUUGCAGGAAUGUAUCCUAUAGAUCAAGGAGAAUAUAAUAAUCUCAAAAGUGCUUUGGAAAGGCUGACAUUGAAUGACUCCAGUGUAACGGUUCAUCGUGACAGUAGCCUUGCCUUAGGAGCUGGAUGGAGAUUGGGUUUCCUUGGUCUUCUACAUAUGGAAGUCUUUAAUCAACGUUUGGAGCAAGAGUAUAACAUGUCUGUUAUUUUGACUGCACCUACAGUUCCAUAUAAAGCUGUUCUUUCCUCAGCGAAGUUGAUAAAGGCAUAUGGAAAAGACCAGAUUACUAUUAUCAACCCUGCUCAGUUUCCUGAUAAACUUUCUGUAUCAGAAUAUUUGGAGCCAACUGUUCUGGGUACUAUUGUAACACCUCAUGAAUAUAUUGGGAAAAUAAUUACCUUGUGUCAGGAUCGUAGGGCAGUCCAGAAGGAUAUGUUGUACAUAGAUGAAAACAGGGUUAUGCUAAAAUACCUCUUUCCACUGAAUGAAAUUGUGGUGGAUUUUUAUGAUGCUCUUAAGUCUCUGUCUUCUGGCUAUGCAAGUUUUGAUUAUGAAGAUGCAGGUUACCAAUCAGCAGAUCUAAUCAAAAUGGAUAUUCUUCUAAAUGGAAAUCCAGUUGAAGAACUGGCAACUAUCAUACACAGUGACAAAGCCCAUGCUGCUGGUAAACUCCUGUGUGAACGUUUAAAAGAGACUAUUCCUAGACAGUUGUUUGACAUAGCCAUCCAGGCUGCCAUUGGCAAGAAAAUCAUUGCAAGAGAAACGCUUAAAGCUUACAGAAAAAAUGUUGUGGCAAAAUGUUAUGGUGGAGACAUUACAAGAAGAAUGAAGCUUUUAAGGAGGCAAGCAGAAGGCAAGAGGUUGAUGAGAAAAAUUGGAAAUGUUGAGGUUCCAAGAGAUGCCUUUAUACGUGUUCUAAAGAGAGAAACUGACAAAUAGAGAUCAGUGACAUCUGAUCUUCCAGAUCAUGUCAACUUUUUGUAGACAGUAUCAAAGUGAGCUAAUAUGUGAUUUAUCACUGUGAGAGGGAACAUACUUGACUUUAAAUGGUAUGAAUUCAGCAUGUGUGGGAGCAUGAAUUGAAAGGAAUUAAAAAUGUACAUAUAUUUGUAGAUUAUUAUGAAAUUAAAGUUACUAAACUGCAUUAAAAGUU
This is a messenger RNA of Poecile atricapillus (Black-capped chickadee), 2306 nucleotides long. It is a transcript of the gene GUF1, whose product is annotated as GTP binding elongation factor GUF1. Gene Ontology annotation, molecular function: GTPase activity; GTP binding; mitochondrial ribosome binding. NCBI's taxonomy places the organism in Eukaryota, Metazoa, Chordata, Aves, Passeriformes, Paridae. Gene Ontology annotation, cellular component: mitochondrion. Gene Ontology annotation, biological process: positive regulation of translation. The record is from RefSeq and is a predicted model, not a curated record. The transcript is spliced from 17 exons. The coding region runs from base 116 to 2092 and encodes 658 amino acids.